AUGAUGUUCUAUUUUCUGCUCUCCACAUUUUUUCUGGUUACUGUAGCUUCACUAAAAUCUACUGAUGUAGGUCAAACUUUUUUCAAACUUUUUGAAAAUUGUGAUGAAAAUUCAAGCAUCCGGGAAUUAUUGGCGACACGAAUUUGGAUUUGUUCAAAAAGUACAGAUGCCGUGUUUGCGCAGAUAUUAUGACGGACAACGUGAAAUUUGCGGACGGAGAAUUGGUAAAUGCGCGUGGGCGUGGUGGACGUUUCGCAACCAAACUUUCAGGUGCUCAACGAGAAAGUGGCCGUCGAAAUCUGCGAGACGUUCAUCGCGAAAAUACUGCAUAAUGCGUUGGGCGGCGUCAUUUGUCGUACGGUCGUUCAGUCGAAGCUCGACGAGAUUAUCAAAAAAAUUGUGUCGUCUGGGGUAGAUGCGAAGAUUGGCGAACAAAUAUGUAAGGGCAUCCACUUUUGCGAAUAA
Molecule: messenger RNA, 465 nt
Organism: Caenorhabditis sp. 36 PRJEB53466
Lineage: Eukaryota; Metazoa; Nematoda; Chromadorea; Rhabditida; Rhabditidae
Source: the annotation of a GenBank genome assembly